Messenger RNA from Ruditapes philippinarum (Manila clam), 2151 nucleotides. RefSeq names its product popeye domain-containing protein 3-like. Gene Ontology annotation, cellular component: sarcolemma. Gene Ontology annotation, molecular function: cAMP binding. The coding region runs from base 161 to 1387 and encodes 408 amino acids. The record is from RefSeq and is a predicted model, not a curated record. Lineage: Eukaryota; Metazoa; Mollusca; Bivalvia; Venerida; Veneridae. The transcript is spliced from 9 exons.
CAGUCUCGGAGAUUGAGUCUUACCAUGAUAAUUCUACAAUUCGUUAGUGUUUUAGUAGUAUUCCAAAAUGGCGAUCAUUGGAUGAAGACGAUCAGUCUCUGUCAAUCAAUUAGUAAAUAUGAACAUCCUUUAGACAAGUGGUAUAAAAACUGAUAAAUUUAUGAUGAAUUUGUCAGUAAUUGUGUCUGGAUUGGUAGAGAAUGUCACUGGAGGGGCAAUGAUGAUGAACAAUAGUUCUACAACAUCUAAUGUAGUGAAUACUCACACAACCCAGAGGAUAAUUGAAGAUGCUGUAUUUGGUAAUGAUUCACUUAUAUCAACAAACUGGACCCAGAUGGCGCUUGGUUGCCUGAAGUGGAAACCACCAAAUCACACUCUAUUCCAGGUUGCAAAUUCACUGCUUUUCCUUGGCCUGCUAUCCCCACAUAUAAAACAUGGUGUCCUCUGCUUACAUACAGCGUUUACAUUUAGUUUUCUGUUACUAUCAGUGUGGGCAUGGAUUGUGCUGUGUGCACCAGACUAUUUCUCAUGGAACUUUGCUUUCAUGAUUAUAAACAUCAUUCAGACGUUGAUGAUACUUUAUAAUAUCAAACCAAUCAAGUUUGAGGAGGGCAUUGAAAGGCUGUACCAGACUGUGUUUCAACCAAUGAAUGUCUCCAGGAGAUUAUUCAAGAAGUUGAUAGAUAAGAAUUUUUGUUUGGAGUCGACACUGUAUGAAGGGGAUGCAUACGCUGCCCAGGGUAUCACGAAAACAGACAGGCUUGGUCUUCUUGUAUCUGGCACUAUGAAGGUGUUCAGUCAUCGUAAUUUAUUACAUCUCGUACAGGAGAUGGAGUUUAUUGAUUCACCAGAAUUUGAGAGUAGCGUCACUGGAGAUGAGAAAUUUCAGGUGUCUGUAUAUGCUGCCACUACAUGUCGCUACAUUUAUUGGCCUCGACAGUCACUCGAGUACCUCCUCAUGAAGGAACCUUUCCUAGCUACUGUACUCAAUACAAUCAUGGGAAGAGACAUCACAAACAAACUGUAUGCUCUCAAUAGUAGGGUCAAGGACCCAAACCAAGAUAAGUGUAAGGAUAGUGGUAUACCUUUGAUGUUAGACCCGUGUGGUAAAGUUGGUGAUUUAAGAUGUACUCUGGCUCAGCUGUCUGGAGCUAUGAAUGGACGACCUGGUAUGAGAGGUGAUUUCCACAACCUUGUUGAAGAACAAGAAGAAAGUGAUGGUCCAUAUUCUGCUACUGAGGAAGAAGUAGAUUUACUGAAUGCCGAGUCAAGAUUAACAUAUGAUAACCACCUUGCUAGAUCUAACAACUCACUACAUUCUGACCAUGGUAUACACUUUACAGUGAAGGAACAGUCUAGGAUACAUUUCAAUAUACCACCUAAAUAACAGACUAUGGACUAUGAAAGGGCUUUUGUGUCUGAAGUGUUAAACUAAUGUGAAGACUGUUGUGGUGUUUUGUAAUUUAAUGGGAGAGUUUUUAUCUACAUUGUCAUUUUUGGUGGGGAAAGCUUUUGACUAUCUCCCACUAAAUAAUGUUGUUUUGAAAAAUCACUGUCACUGUUGUUCCGUAUAAUUGUUGUUUUCUGAAUUCUGAGAAAAAACUGGUUCAUGUUGUAUACUAUUUUUUUAAGUAUUUGCAUGCUUCUUUGUUGUUAAUUCAGUGCACAUAUUAUAGUCAGAUCUUUAUCUCUCACAAAUUUAUCUUGUCCAUGACAGAGUAUGCCUCUAAAUAGAGCAGUGUUUGUCACCUGUUUGCAAACAUAUCAGAGCCUACUGUAUUUGAAUAACUUUAAGUCUUUUUAAGCUUUUAAAAUUGAAGUAGCAACAGCAGUUAAAAUAUGAUUUGUUUAUAAUCAUUGAGAAUUUCUUGCAAACAAUUUUUUGAAAAAUCCAAUUAGAAAUGUGUCUGUAAACUGUUUCUGUCAAAAUUGUCAAAAGAAGGAAAGAAAAAGAGUAAAUGAAUACACCAAAUCUUGUCAGCUGAAAGUUUAUUUUGGAACUUUUGUUCCUAGGUUCUCUUUUUGUGUGUAGAUGGAUGUACUGUCUUUCUCUGAUGAAUUUUCUGUAUUUGUUGAACUUUAAUAAGUAGCAUGAUACAUUGCUGUUGUAGUGGUUUGUUUCAGCAUUGUCUAAGUUAUAUAAGAAACAAU